This is a messenger RNA of Mya arenaria, 8254 nucleotides long. Its product is annotated as hemicentin-1-like. The coding region runs from base 87 to 3296 and encodes 1069 amino acids. Gene Ontology annotation, molecular function: cell adhesion molecule binding. NCBI's taxonomy places the organism in Eukaryota, Metazoa, Mollusca, Bivalvia, Myida, Myidae. The transcript is spliced from 16 exons. Gene Ontology annotation, biological process: cell-cell adhesion. Gene Ontology annotation, cellular component: cell-cell junction. The record is from RefSeq and is a predicted model, not a curated record.
UCUACACCCACGUUCUAAACUUCCUGAUUGUGCACUACAUUUGUAAGAUCAUAUGUCAAAGUUUAUGAACGAGUGUACAUGCAGACAUGUUGACUCAAAUCUUAAAGUUAAUACUGGUUGUUUAUUGGAUAACGAACUUAGCGAUAGGCGUUACGUUGUCAGGGAACGGUACAUUCGGAGGUUUCACAGUCCAGGAGAACUCAUCCCUGCAACUGAUGUGCUUUACGUCUACCGAUGUGAACUAUGUUACCUAUUAUGUAAGACUAUUGUCAUUAACACCUAUGACAAUAACCUCAGUAGGUUACGGCCCAUCAGGCUGUGGCACCUACCCCGCACCGCCAUCCUACCUGAGCUGCUUCUGUGUUAGUAGAAGGGAGUACGCCUGUGUCAUCCGGACCGUCACCAGAAACAUGAACGAGGACGUUUGGUAUUGUCUACCUCCAGGCGGAGAUUUAUCUGACGAAAGUGGUGAUCAAACAAUUGUCGUUACAAUCGGUAUAACCGCGGUGUCUAUGAUAUUUCCGGCGGGCAGCUCCGUGUCCGUCAUAAACAACACUGCCAGACAAUUCCGGUGUGAGACAUCUGCCGGGAACCCCCAGGCCACUGUGGAGUGGUACAAGGAUAGCGGUACACCGGACAGGGCGGAUGACACUCAUAUAACUACCGGGACAGAAAUAGACACUAGCGCUAGUGAUACCCUGAUUGUUACUAUCGGUAAACUGACGUUGACUGUGCAGAAAAACGACCAGGAAGUGGGCGUUUACUGCAGGGCAAACAACGGACGGGAUUGGCUCUAUUCCUCCAGUGUUGUCUUAGAUAUUCAGUAUGUACCUUCCACUCCGAAAGUAUCCUACAAGGGUUCCGAGGUUACCUCCCCUGUACGAUUAAUAUCCGGGCGUUCCAUGGCGCUCAUAUGCAGCAGCAUUGGGAACCCGAGCCCCACUUACACCUGGACAUACCCUGGUGGAGGCUCACAUAGUGGAUCCACGAUCACACUUGCGAUCGUGCUGAAAACACACGCCGGAGGUGUAACGUGUACAGCAAUGAACACGUUGUCACCUACAGGAGGGGCAGCGGUUGUCAUGACACGAACAACAACCAUCUCUCUUCAGGUUCUAUAUCCUCCAAGUAGACCAUCAUGCACCACCAUUGGAACUUCUAUCUCGACCUCUGCUGUAUUAGUCGAGGGCACAGACAGCACUUUUAGCUGCAUAAGUUACGCCAAUCCGCCCCUGAUUACGUACACAUGGUCAACUCCUGGACGUGGACAAGUUUCCGGAGCCAAUGUGACCCUGACCAAAGUCCAUCACCAUGCUGACCAAGGACAGUACACCCUGACAGCCACAAACACAAUGGAUCCCACAAGUGGAAACGUGGAAACGGGAACAAGCAACACAUCGUUUUCGGUGGAUAUACAAUUUGAAAUUUCCACCCCUAUUGUAUCUUACCGGGAUUUCGCGAUAACCUCCCGCGUGCGCGUUAUAUCCGGACGUUCCAUGACGCUCAACUGCAGCAGCACGGGAAACCCAAGCCCCGCUUAUGCGUGGACGUACCCUGGUGGAGGUUCACAUGUUGGCCCAAACCUCAUAUUUACCAGCGUGCAGACCACACUCGCCGGGAAUGUUACGUGUACAACCUGGAAUACGCUGUCACCUACUGGGGAAAUAGCGUUUGUUAAGACCAAGCAAACAACCACGAGUCUCCAAGUUCUAUAUCCUCCUGUUACACCAUCAUGUACCAUCAACGCAACUAUAAUCUCGACCACCGCAGUACUACUAAAUGGAACAGACGGCACUAUAAUAUGUACCAGUUCCGCCAUGCCGACUCCGACCACAUACACCUGGUCUACUCAGGGCCGUGGAGCAGUGUCUGGAGCUAUUUUAUCCCUAACCAAUGUUCAGCACCCAGCUGACCAAGUUGGACCUAAAGUGCAAGUUCCUCAUACUUAUAACAUUUUGGAGGGCGCUGCUUUAAGCUACCCAUGCUUGUUUAUUCCUGGGAACCCUUCUAAGACAUCCAUUGUCUGGACGUCGUCAUUCGACCAUAGACAAUGGAAUAGCCAGAUUGUAAGUAUCAGCUCUGUGCUGAGAUCUGACGACGGCAUGUACACGUGUACCGCGACAAACAAGAUGACGCCUACUGGAUCUCCCGUCCAGAUUGGAAUUCACAGCGGAACUACGCACAUUAAUGUGCAGUAUGAAUCUCUCGUUAGUGACUUUUACGUAACUGAGCACAUCGGAACUGUUAACGUCACAAAAUCAGAGCACAGCGAUGCGACGUUUACCUGCACUGUGGAUAGCAAUCCGCUAUCAACCCUCAAUAUUCGAAAGGAAAGUGAAAUUAGGAAAUCCGUCGAAAAUUCAAAACAGCUGGAAUAUACCAUUGUAAACUUAACGUGCUGGGAUGCCGGGCUUUACACAUGCGAUGGCAGUAAUAUGUUUAAUAAUAACACACCUUCGACGAAGGAUUUGAGGUUGUUUGUAACAUGUGCACCAAGGCGCCCUCCUGGCGGGAAUAUCAAAACGAACUUUACAGCCCGACUGCAUGACAAUGCAACACUGCAAUACACAGUCCUUGCAUACCCAGUCCCUAGUCCGUCACAGUUUGUGUGGAAGAGAUGUUCAAGCAGUACAAAAUGUAUCAAUUUAUCGAAUACCUCCAGAAAGACUGAAAUUACAACAAUAGGAUUAUCGAGUAGUUUGACCAUUUUUGAUAUCAGUAUGGAUGAUUUCGACGUCUACACUAUUUCAAUUGACAACGGUAUUGGCGAGGAGUUAGUCGAAGAGAUCUUCCUUCAACCAGUAGGUCCACCUGACUCGCCAAGAGGGUUCAAGGUUAUUCCAAAUACAAUCACGAGCUCCAGUGUUGUACUUACAUGGAUUCCAGGGUUUAAUAAUGGUCAUCUGCAAACCUUUCACAUAUCAUAUCGGCCUUCAAAACCCUUUGCAGACUGGCUUGAGAUGAAUGUCACAUAUACAGGAGAGACUGAGAUGAACGUUACACUUGACAAUUUAGAACCAGGAGAGUCGUACAUUGUAGAAUUGUAUGCAUUAAAUUUAGAAGGGGCGUCAGUGAAAAGGAACAUAACGUUCAGCACCUUGACGCAUACACCAUCAGAAAUCAGCCAUUUAAAAACACAGACCUCUACAAUUGCUGGUGGUGUUACAGCUGGGAUUGUAUUGAUACUGGGUAUUUCGGUAGUCAUCUUUGUUUUUCGAAGAAAAUAUUCUGUAUCGUGUGCCUUCAAGCUCAACCCCAAAGAAGGUAUUAACACACUUACAAAUUUAAUAUCAUGAUAUUUAGACAUUGAUGGACUUAUGUUUGACAUACGCCGUAUUUUUUACCUACACUAAAGAUGUUAAGGAUUUUCACUUCCCACGGACUGUAUAAUUAGGUGACUUGCACAUGUUUGCUCUUUAAAAUAUCUGAACCCAAGUGUUAAAUACUGUGACUUUUGAAAGAUUGUAUUUGGUAUGGUUUAAUUGAAUUACUCUCGGUGAGCUAUUCAGGUCGGACUAUUGAACAUCUUCCGUUUUGCGUCUGCAUCGUUUGCAUAUGCGAACAUACACGCGGAAGUACACACUUCUAAAUAAAUGUUGAUAAAAAACAUGUUAUGAAAAUUCGAAACACUGAGUCUUUGCCUAAAACUUAAUCAGUUAAAAAAGCCUUCUUUACGCAAAAUAUUUAUCAUAUGAUCACCAGGCCCAAACAUCACACAAAUACUCAAGUCAAAUCUCAGUUUCAAUUAUAACUCAAUUUACCAAAUACAAGCUAAUUAUUAUUCAAAACCUUACAUGUUUUUAUACCUAUUUUAAAACGUAUUUUCGCAAAGACUGUGUUAAUAAGAAAAAAAUAUUCUAGAGCAAGCAAAUAUACUUGAGUAUAAAUUGUACUUAAAUACAUUUUCGGCUGUAAAAAAAUCUCUGAGAAGCUUGACCAAAGGCCUUUAUGAACAUAAUCUUUCAUGGAAUGCGCACUAAAUGGGUAAAAACGUAUACGGUUUUUAAUUACCUUUGAUGCGCUGUGGUAAAUACGUUGAGACAAAAUCAGGAUUUCACUUAAUUAUUUUUUGUUAUAUUGGGCCCAGGAAUAGUUGUUAAAAUGAUUGUGCUAAUAGUUUUUGGUAAUAUCAAAUACGGCUCAUCUUGAAUCAAGUUAGAAAGUUAGAUAAAUAACAUGCAUCCAAUAGAAUCUGUAUUUCCCUUGGGCCUAGCGAAAAUUGGUCAGAGUGACUGUACUACAACAAUCAUUCUGGAAUUAAAAUAUCGGAUAUCUAGGAAUAAAACUAGUUCAUAAAAUGUAUAAACAGCAGAUAUUGGUUUAUUCAUCCGAUCUUUGCGAAAUUAUGAAGCUAAUGUGUUGUUAAGUUUACAAACGUUGAAUGGGUCAACACUUCGGACAAACUUUUAACGCGAUAAAGACUCACUUUUUCAUCUUAUGACUGCGAAUUAUGGCCGAAAAAAAUAUACCGAUGAUUGUUAUUUGUAUAUUUACUUAUUUGGAUUGUUUAGGAUCAGUUUGAAGGUAUGUAUAUCCCAUUGGUUUGUUAUUUACAGAUAAGAGAUCAAACUUUUAUCCGAAACUUGACCACAAUAAUUGUUUGGGGAAAUCUAAGACAGUCUCCAAAAUAGAUCAUGUUUUGUAAAAAUGAAAAUAGUUUUUACAAACAAAACGUUUAUGGCCUGUUUAAUGCAGUAUUGAUGUAUUCAAUGUUAAGUAUUUCUGAACAUUUGGAUAAAUGUUUGUGUAAUGUUGAUGUAUAUGUAAAUCAGUACAACUAGUGUUCUUAUAAAUACAUUGUUAAAUUAUGUCUAAUAUUAAAUUUACAGAUUCACCUUCAAAUCAAACUGGACAUGGCACUGGAAACCCCGGAUAUAACGUUGCGGUUACUUACGAAGAAGUGUCAAUGACAAAUAACAAGACUGUUUAUGACGCUCUAGAUAUUGGAAACGACAGAUCCAAAGCAUCACACGUGUAUACGAGUUUGGAUGAUUCAAAGUCUAAUGUAAACUACGAGAAUGUCAAACCAGAUGAUCCCGUUUACAACAACACGUCACUGACAAAUCCGGCGCAGACAGUGCUCUAAUGGUCAUAUAACUGUAGCUCAAUGCCUAAAUAGUGUAUACUAUUAUAUAUUUUUAGUGAUUAAUUCUCGUAUUUUGUAAGACCGUGUAAGACCAAAAUCGAUAACCGACUUGUAAAAUGCGGUAAACCGAUAUGACAUAAUAUAUUUAUUUUUAUGUUCAUGGACGUAGAACAAAACAAAGGAAAACAUUUUUUUGGAUAUUUUUGUCGGUAAUCUCCAUUAUAGUAUCAUCUCCAGAAUAUCUUAAACUUAUCAAACUCAUCUUAUAAUUGUUAAAAGUCACACACAUAAAUAAAAACAGAGCGGCACAUUUGGAAUUCGAUUUAUAUUUAUUAUAGGGAUACUUUUUCAAAACAUUUAUAUUACGCAGUACAUUGCUUGUGUUUUUGUAAAUAGAGCAUAUAUACACUUAAUGCUAUGUUUUCUAAUGUACACAGCCUUGUAAUAAUCUGAAGGUAUUAACGGUAAAAUCCGAACAAUUGAAUAGCAAAGUGAUCUUCAAAUGGAAUGUAGAGCAUAAAGAACAGUUUUUAGAAGAUAUAAGUCGAGAUAUUGAUAUUUUAUGUGGACAGUUAUUAACAAUGAAAAGCAAUGAUUGUUAUACGGAUGAUAUGGUACAAACAUUUACGGUAUUUUUAAGCUCUAAAGGAAAUAAGUACUUUGAAAAGCGCACUAAGGUAGCAAAAAAUACAUAUUUUACGCAAAGCGACAAAACUAUGAAAAAAUGGUUUAAUGAAGAAUGUCGUGUCAAGAAAAAUAUUUAUACCGUCAAUUUAAAUACUUAUAAUUUGAAUAAAACUAAUGAAAGUAGAACUGAAUUACUACAGGCAAAAACGAUUAUAAAUAUCAAUGCAGAUUAAGUAAACGCAAGUAUAAUCAGGCACAGGCAAAAACAAUGAAUGAUAUGCGUAAUAAAAAAUCAAAAGAAUUUUGGAAAAUGUUUCGACGGGCGCCAGUAAACGAUAACAGUGAAAAUGUCAAUAUCAGUUCCUUUUUUGAACACUUUAAAAAAUUAUCAAGUGAAACGGUAAUUGAAGAAGACGUAGACAUCCAGAAUUUUGUUGAAUUUUUUUUUUACUGAGAAUUUAACAACAUUCGAAGAACUCGACUCAUCAUUUACAAAGGAUGAAAUUAGAAAAGUGGUGAAAUUACUAGGAACAAAUAAAGCAUGCUCUUUUGAUAACAUUAUAUAUGAAUAUUUUAAAGAGGGGAUUAACAUAUUGGAAACUCCUUUGGAGAUUAUAUUUAAUUACAUUUUAGAAAAGCAAUGCUUUCCGAGUUCGUGGUCAAAAGGCGUAGUUUUACCCAUAUUUAAAAAAGGUGAUCAUUCACAUCCUAAUGAUUAUCGAGGCAUUACAUUGAUUAGUUGUUUCGCUGUUUUUACUGUGUUGAUAAAUGAAAGGCUGAAACGAUGGGUUAAGGAAACAGACUUACUCACCGAUGCUCAAUUCGGUUUUAAAAGCAAUUAUAGUACAAUAGAUGCAAUUUUCUUGUUGAUGUCGUUCAUUGACAAACAACUGCAAAAGAAAAAGAAGCUAUAUUGUUAUUACAUUGACCUACUUAAGUAUUUUGAUUCUAUUUAUAGAAAUGGUUUGUGGUUUAAGCUAUUGAAGUCUGGAUUAGAUGGUCGACUAUUUAACGUUAUUAAAUCAAUUUAUUGUCAAGUAAGAUUAUGUGUAAAACAUAUGGGCUCGCUAUCUGAUUUUUAUGAUUGUGAUAUUGGCCUUUUACAGGGAGAAAUAUUGUCACCGAUUUUAUUUUCAAUGUUCGUUAAUGAUAUAGAACUAUAUUUAAAUGAAAAUAACGAUGCAGGUUUAACAUUAGACCAACUUUCAAUUUAUUUGUUAUUGUUUGCAGAUGAUGCUGUAAUAUUUUCUGAUACUGUUGAAGGUCUUCAAAGAUCUUUAAAUAAUUUGCAUGCAUAUUGUGAAAAGUGGAAACUUAAGGUUAAUGUUAAUAAAAAAAAAUAGUUGUUUAUAAAAAAGGGAGGUAAUAACAAUGAAAAUGUAAAUAUUUAUUACAAUGAUGAAUGGAUAGAAAAAGUUUGGGGGAUCAUUUAUGAAUGCUACACAGACAUUAGCAGAUAAAGGACUUAAGGCUAUGGGAAAUUUGUUUGGGAUAACUAGGGGGAAAAAAAUUCCUGUUAAAAUUAUGUUGAGUUUAUUCGACUCAUUUGUGUCAUCAAUUUUGUGCUAUUCUUGUGAAGUAUGGGGCUUUUGUAGAGCUGAAAAUAUAGAAAGGGUUCAUAGAAAAUUUCUGAAAAGACUUCUUGGUGUAAAAAUAAGCACUAGUAACUCUGCAAUAUAUGGUGAACUAGGACGGUACCCUCUGUAUGUUACUAGACAUGUACGAAUUGUUAAAUAUUUUCUUAAACUGUAUCAAUUUAAAAGAGACAAUUGCAUUUUAUACAAUACAUUGCAAAGCCUUCGAUAUGAUGCGGAAAAUAACGCAAAUUCAAACAAUUGGUGUUCUAAUGUACGCACUUUAUUACAAAAUGCAAGAUUCAAUGAAGUAUGGUUAUAUUCGGAGUCGAUUAAUAUUGAUUAUUUUAUUCCUAAUUUUAGAAGAAGGUUAAUCGACUCGUUUAUUGGACAUUGGAAAAAUGAUAUAAACUCUUUAAGUUCACUAGUGUUAUACAGAGAACUAAAAUGCACUAUACAUAUGUCAUCGUAUAUAGAUAAAUUGUAUAGCUAUAGACUUAGGAAUAUUAUUGCUAGAUUAAGGUUGUCCUUUCAUAUGUUAAAUGUUGAAAGAGGAAGAUAUGUUAAUAUUGAAAGAAAUCAACGUAAAUGUGUUUUAUGUGUUAAUAAUGAUAUCGAAGAUGAAUAUCACUUUGUUUUGAUUUGUCCGAAAUAUAAUGACAUUAGGAAAAAAUACAUAACUAAAUUGUACUAUGCAAGACCAAGCAUGUUUAAAUUCAUUCAAUUAUUAAACUCGGAAAAUGCUGCAUGUCUACGAAAACUAGCUUUGUAUUGCAAACAUGCUUUUAAGCUACGAUAUACUGCUUUGAAUAAUAAUGCUUAACUUUUAACAUGUUGAAAUCAUUGUUAGUUCAUAUAUGUAUAUAUGUAUAAGGCACUCUCGCAUUUAUCAACUAUUGCCAUGCCAUGUGUUAUGUUAUUAUAACAACGAUGAACUGUGUAUGUUCAAGUUAACAAUAAAUUUUCU